AUGAGCCAAGAGUAUGAAGACAGCUUUGUUGAGUUUUCGAAAAGGACGUUUCUGGCGCCGGAAACGGACCAGGACGAUGCCAGCAGUCUGUUCUCGACGGAUUCGGGGUAUUUGAUGGAUCUGGCGGACGCGUCUGACGACAGCGAGACGGUUUUGCCCAAAUCGGAUUUUCAUUCGCCAUACUACGUCAACGUUCCCACGCCAAGCCAUUCUGCCAUGGCUUCGGAUAUGUCGGAUUCGGGCCAGGAUCUCACAACAGGCUUUGUUCGAGAAUAUCCCACAGACAUCUUGCUGGACAGAUUCACGAAAUGGCGCAAAAUUCUCAAGGGCUUGGCCAACUACUUGCGUGAGAUAGCAUACGCCCAGGAACGGUUUGCACGCAUCAACUACGGGCUGCGUAGCAACGUCAAAUUCUCGUUUCUCACCGAUCUGGAAGAGUCUACCAACAGGGUCGUCGAUCCCUUCCAGCAGAGGGCCAAGAAGCCUGGCCAGCCGCAGCACAGUCCUGGAGGCCUCAGACACCAAGAUGACGAUUUGGGCCAACAGAACCCGAACGCGUCCUCGUCUGCGUCGACCACAGACUUUAAAGCAAGCAUGCCCGUGGCGCCCGGUGACAUGUCGUCUGCGUCGUCGGGCUUCAUGAAAUUUGGUUCUGGCUCCAUCGAAGACAUUCAGGUUGUGUUGAAAAAAUAUCACACUUCGAUCGGAAACCAGCAAAUCAAAAUGUCCAAAGAAUUGAGCACUGUGAUCGUUCCCAAGCUCGACGAUCUUCGCAAAGAUUUACAAUCAAAGAUAAAAGAAAUAAAAGAACUCCACAACGAUUUCAAGACCAACAUCGGAGAGCACAUUGCGCUAACCGGUCAACUGUUGCAAAAAUACAUGGCUGCUGUGAAAUACAUGUCCAGCAACGGAAGCAGUCAAAGUCUUCUGAAACUUAAGGGUCAAAAAUUGAAACCCAAGCACGAUCCUUACUUGCUUAAGCUUCAACUAGACCUGCAGUUGAAGCGUCAAUUGUUAGAGGAAAACUACCUCCAAGAGGCAUACAUCAACCUGCAGUCAUCGGGUUUGGAACUCGAAAAAAUUAUAUACGGUGAAAUUCAGCACACUUUGCAACGUUACUCCGCUUUGAUUAGUACAUCGGCCCGCAUUUCCAUCAGCAACCUGUGCAAUGAACUUCAUCAGGGUUUGUUGAGUAAGCCACCUGCUGUGGAAUGGGACCACUUUGUUGGUCACCAUCCAAAAUGCUUGAUAAAUUGGAGAUCUACGGAUCCUAUACCGCAGCCUCGAAAACUAUCAGAUAUUCGUUACCCAAGGAUGAAAUCAGCUAUGGCCAAAUGCAUCAAAGCUGGUUAUCUUUUGAAAAAGUCUCAGGUCUUGAAAAACUAUAACAAAGGCUACUACGUUUUGACCAGCAAUUAUCUGCAUGAAUUCAAAUCCAGCAAUUUCUUCAAGCUUUCCCAAGAACCCUCAGAAAAGAAAGAUCACGGUGAAGUGCAUGCAGGUGGCAAGAAAAGGGCAAUGGCUCCGGUUAUGAGUCUCCAUUUGAAUAGUGCAAAAGUGGUUGAGGUCAGUGACAACAAAUUCAGUGUCCGUGGAACUAUAUGCACAAGUAAUUUUGACAAAAAGUCAACCGAAACUGGCAAAAUGAUCUCAAAGUCUACCUCUUCGAUCCAAAAGUUUUUAAAAAGCGGGCCGAAACCUCCAGGGCACAAAAAAGAUUCACAUUUGAGUUCUAACUCCGGACCUUACGGUGAGGGAGCAGUAGAGAAGGAUGAGAGCUUUGAUGACGUUGCGACCUGGGUUUUCAAAGUUGUCAGUAACGGAAGCAGUCCAGAUGAAACAAAAGAGCUGAAGAAGUGGAUUACUGAAGUUAAAAACUUGAGUAAUUACAACAACUCACUAGAGAGAGCAAAGUUCAUUGAAGAAAAGAUUUUGCGUGCGCAUUCCCGCGCCAGUUCCGUCAAUCUUUUAAAAUCUAGUGGUGAUGCAAAAGCCCCCGAGAAACACUUACAUACAACAGGGUCGAACACCAAGAGCAAACCCCAAUACAUCCAUCUCGGCGCCCAAGAUUUUGCUUACACGUCAAUGUCAAGAGCAAAGGUCAAUACCCCGGCCAUUGAUGAUAAUGGUAAUUUGAUUCUAGCAGGACAAAAUCGCCCUUCGUCAACCAAGAGCGUUUCCGAAUACUCUUCACCAGUGAUGUCGCCUAACAGAGCUGAACCUGCUAGUGGAAGCGAUGGGGGAACUACUCAAGGAGCCGGGGAGUCCACAUUGUCGCCCGUGAACCAGGGCUUCGCGAUUACCAGCAAAGGCAUGACAGCGAUCAGUCCGACACCUGUGUACUCGCCACAAAAUGCGAGAAUGCCUAACGUCGUACCAGCUGGCGCAAAUAGCGGAGCAAGCUCAGACGGGUCUGGAAAGCUACCUUUCAAUUCCCCUGGUAGCCAUGUAUCUGUAAGCAGUGGUGGAGGUUACUUUGCUAUUCCUGUAAGGCCAACGUCGCAAAGUUCUACUCCUGGAUUAGAUCCUAUGGCAGAACACAAGGCCAACGCGGGUCAAAACAAAGCCGCUAUUGUUCCUCGAGUUAGACUCAACGACCGUGAAUUCUCGAACGAAAGGUUGGAGGGCGUCGGUGAAAAACCUAGCGACCGGUCAGCUUCAGCCGCAAAGGUGGCAGAGACAGGUCCAAUAACAAGAGGUUCCCAGGUCCAUCUACGCAAGAAUGCUAGUGGUAUGAAUUUAGGCACUUCACUUGAAGAACCACCGCACAGUGUAUAUUCCAACGCCAAAUUGGGCAAUAGUUCCCAGAGUUUGGUGCAUGGAGGUGCGCAAAAUAUUCGAAAACACAAAAAGAACGUGUCGUUUGGUUCUUUGAACAGUCUUCUUUUCUCGAAAAAGGGUGCUGAUGUUAGUAACAACAACAUGACGGACUACUUCAUGUCCGGAAACCGAAUUGAGGAGAACGGGGACCCAGAUGCAAUAAACGUGAAUCAGUCCUUAUACCGCAACCGAACUCGAAGCCCCUAA
Messenger RNA from Lachancea meyersii CBS 8951, 3027 nucleotides. Lineage: Eukaryota; Fungi; Ascomycota; Saccharomycetes; Saccharomycetales; Saccharomycetaceae. The record is from the annotation of a GenBank genome assembly.